AGGGCUUAAGGGCUUAAUCUCUAUACCAAAAAAUAUCUCAGCCAACAUGAAGUUAUCGGUAUUCUUUAUUAUCUGCAUUGUGAGCAUAUUCAGCAUAUCAGCGAAGACUCCAGUUCAAUUCUUCUGUGGCAGACGUUUAGCUGACACUUUAGCUCUGUUUUGCCCAAGUACACGUGACACGACCAAGAGAUCAGAAGAAUUAUACAAGCGGAGUUACUAUCAUAGAGGAAAUGAUGUGCUUCCUGUUAGAGAUGAAGAUUUGUUCGGUGAGUUGCAGUUGGGAGGGAAUAAUUAUGCUUCCAGGGACAAUUGGGUAUGGAAUAGUGCUCUGCAGAGUUCCCGUAUAAAGAGAGGUGUUGUAUCCGAAUGCUGUGACAACCCCUGCAGUCUCGAUGAACUACUGACUUACUGUUAAAAAAUCAAUUCAUUGUCAUUUAAUCUUUACGUACUUAAACUUACAUAAACAUCUUAAUUUAUAGUAUAGUUGCAUUUGAAAUUUCUUGUAUUUUAUUUACCUUGUAAUAAGAGUGAAUCUGUCAAAAAAUGUAAUUUGUUUAAACAAAUUUUAAUAUGUGUACUUUAAAUGUAUAUUAAUACGAGACAAAGAAUUGCUACUUAUCAGAAAAGAAUAACCAAUCAUCUUAGUUCCUAUGUUUGUAAUAUUUAAAUUAUAAAUAAAAUUUAAGAUAAUAAACUUGUCACGAGAAUACCUUAAAUGUAAUUGUUUUAUUAAUACAUUAUACAUUUACAAAUAAAAUAAGUUUUCACUUAAUAAUAUCACAGAUACUGAUUAUGAAUUAUAAUUUGCUAAAACCAAAAAUUUUGCAUGGAAGUUAACGAGCACUAAUCAGAUAAAUAGUAUUAUUAAUAAUAAUAAUAAUUCCUUUAUUUUUUGUACAAACACCAGUAACAUAAAUAUUUGAGGCCCUGACUUCUAAGUUAGUGUCUCCCCAAUGACAUUUCAAUAUUUAGAUAGGUACUAAGUAUAAACAAGUUGGAAUGUUAUAAGGAAUGUAAAUAUAUAUAUAUAUAUGGUUACAAACUUUCGUGCAUACUAUGUGUGUGUUUUCGUGAAAAUUAAAUUACUUUAAACUGUUAUAUA
Molecule: messenger RNA, 1102 nt
Organism: Diatraea saccharalis (sugarcane borer)
Lineage: Eukaryota; Metazoa; Arthropoda; Insecta; Lepidoptera; Crambidae
Source: the annotation of a GenBank genome assembly